Molecule: messenger RNA, 1192 nt
Organism: Gossypium arboreum
Lineage: Eukaryota; Viridiplantae; Streptophyta; Magnoliopsida; Malvales; Malvaceae
Exons: 1
Coding region: 302-1009 (235 amino acids)
Source: RefSeq, a predicted model, not a curated record
ACCAGGACUCAUUAAUAUUAGCAGUGGCAUCUUGUCGAUGUAUGGCUGCUCACUAUCUUAAUUGCAUUUAUCGUUUGAUUCUUUUCUUCAUGUUAACAAUGGUAUAACAGUAAUUAAAUACUUCAUGGACAGAACAUCGAUAUAUAAAUACCCCAUAUAUAAUAAGAAGCAACGUAUCAAAGUACACCAAAUAAUGGGAAUUGGAGAAGUCCCAUUUAUACAAACAAAUAUAAGUGGACGAAAUCAAUACUCAUAAUAAAGACACAAAGACGACUAAAAACCUUAUUAAACCAGAUCCAGUAUGCAGCAGAUAAAAAAAAAAGGGGUAUUUCAAGGAGUAGAACGAGAACGUGGUGGAGAAACGAAAGGAAUAGAGGGAAUUACAGUUGGGAUUGUGGGGACUGAGGGAAUGCUUGGCAGAGGGGGUAGUGUGGCCCUCGGUCCACUUGGAAAUAUGGUAGGAAGUGGAGGAAGAGCCCCAGGGUUUGGGAGAUUAGGGAAAGAUGGCAAUGGUGGAGAAGAGAAAGGAAUAGAGGGAAUUGUAGUUGGGAUUGUGGGGAUUGAGGGAAUGUUUGGCAGAGGAGGCAGUGUGGCCCUCGGUCCACUUGGAAAUACGGUAGGAAGUGGAGGAAAAGAUGGCAAAGGUGGAAAAAAGAAAGGAAUAGAGGGAAUUGCAGUUGGGAUUGUGGGGAAUGAAGGAAUGCUUGGCAGAGGGGGUAGUGUGGCCUUUGGUCCACUUGGAAAUAUGGUAGGAAGUGGAGGAAGCGCCCCAGGCUUUGGGAGAUUAGGGAAAGAUGGCAAUGGCGGAGAAAAUAAAGCAAUAGAGGGAAUUGUAGUUGGGAUUCUGGGGACUGAGGGAAUGCUUGGCAGAGGGGGCAGUGUGGCCUUUGGUCCACUUGGAAAUCUGGUAGGAAGUGGAGGAAACGCCCCAGGCUUUGGGAAUGAGGGUAUGGAUGGCUUUGGGAAUGAUGGUUUAGGGAAAGAUGGCAAUGGUGGGAAUGUUUUUUGAAACAAACUUGGCAUUUGAGGGAGUUGCUGAAGGUGACGAGCUGUUACCCCAACAUCAAUGCUUGCAAAUGACAAAGCCAUCAAGAAUGCUAAAGCAAAGCAAUUGAAAGAGGUCAUUUUUGUUGAGAGAUUUCGAAAGUAAUGAAGCAGAUGAAACAAAGUUCAGUAUCUGAAUAGUUGUGAG